Messenger RNA from Penicillium argentinense, 702 nucleotides. RefSeq lists its product as uncharacterized. The coding region runs from base 1 to 702 and encodes 233 amino acids. Gene Ontology annotation, cellular component: cytoplasm. The record is from RefSeq and is a predicted model, not a curated record. Gene Ontology annotation, biological process: import into nucleus. The transcript is spliced from 2 exons. Lineage: Eukaryota; Fungi; Ascomycota; Eurotiomycetes; Eurotiales; Aspergillaceae.
AUGGCGAACGUUGCUCUCAUUGGAGGCACCGGCAUGGUGGGCUCCCACAUCCUCACCUGCCUGCUUUCCAACCCUGCCAUUAGUCGCGUCGACACCAUCUCCCGCCGUACGCCCAACGCAGCUGCCGAAGCGCCGCAGAGCAAGCUCACCACCUUUGUCUCCGGCGACACCGCCACAUGGGCCUCCCAGCUCCAGGCCCUGACCCCCACACCCGGAAUCUUCAUCUCCGCAUUCGCAACCACUCGUGGCGCCGCUGGUGGCUUCGAUAACCAGUACAAGAUCGAGCAUGGGCUGAACGUUGAGCUGGCGCGUACCGCGCAACAGGCUGGCACCAAGGUUUACGUGCUGAUCUCGUCAGCCAAUGCGAACAAGGCUUCUAACAUUGCCUACUCGCGCAUGAAGGGCGAGAUUGAAGAAGACGUGAAGGCGCUCGGCUUUGAGCGGACUGUUAUUCUUCGCCCCGGUCUGAUUUCUGGUACCCGGGAGGAGAGUCGUCCCCUGGAAGCUGGAAUUCGGUUCAUUGCUGGUUGGGCUGGCAAGGUGCACUCCGGCUUGAAAGACGGCUGGGCCCAGGAUGCCGAUGCUAUCGCCAAGGCGGCGGUCAACGCUAGCUUGAAGGCGUUGGAAGGUGAUGUCCCUGAAGGCAAGGAUAAGGUGUGGAUUAUCGAAGGUCGGGAAAUUCUUCAGCUCUCAAAGGAGUAG